Messenger RNA from Amborella trichopoda, 6116 nucleotides. Its product is annotated as callose synthase 9. Gene Ontology annotation, molecular function: 1,3-beta-D-glucan synthase activity. Gene Ontology annotation, cellular component: plasma membrane; 1,3-beta-D-glucan synthase complex. NCBI's taxonomy places the organism in Eukaryota, Viridiplantae, Streptophyta, Magnoliopsida, Amborellales, Amborellaceae. The record is from RefSeq and is a predicted model, not a curated record. Gene Ontology annotation, biological process: (1->3)-beta-D-glucan biosynthetic process.
GCAGCUACUUGAUGAGAGACAAAAACGGCGACUAAGUUAUCUGGUCAUUUAGCUUUUUUACAGGGAAGAUGCAGGGGCGGGAACGGCGAAUUUGAUACGCGUCUUCGCCGCUUUGCCGAGAAGUAUACCUUCAUGAGAUUAAUUGAGCUUGGGAUACAGUGUUACUGUGUAGUCAGUAUCGUAUAAGAUGUCAAAAGUUGAGGAGAAUUGGGAGCGCCUUGUGCGUGCUGCUCUCAAAAGGGAGCACAGUAGGGGUCCUGAUGUUCCUGGUCAAGUCUCUGAUGGAAUUGCUGGGAAUGUCCCAUCUUCUCUUGCAAAUAGUCGGCACAUUGAUGCUAUUCUCAGAGCAGCUGAUGAGCUUCAAGAAGAAGAUCCCAAUAUUUCUCGCAUUUUAUGUGAACAUGCUUACUCGUUGGCACAGAACCUGGAUCCUUUUAGUGAGGGAAGAGGUGUUUUGCAAUUUAAAACUGGCCUGAUGUCAGUUAUUAAGCAAAAACUCGCCAAGAGGGAGGGUGGAAUGAUAGAUAGGACCCAGGAUAUUGCCCGCUUACGGGAGUUUUAUAAGAUGUAUAGAGGAAAGCAUAAAGUUGACGAGUUACGGGAGGAUGAAAGGAAGCUGAGAGAAUCUGGUGGUUUCAGUGGAAACUUUGGGGAAUUGGAACGCAGGACUGUGAAAAGAAAGAGGAUUUUUGCAACGUUGAAUGUCUUAAGAACAGUAGUUGAGGAACUUUCCCAGCAAGUAUCUCCUGAAGAGGCAGAUAAAUUGAUUCCUGAGGAGUUAAAACGGGUAAUGGAGUCUGAUGCGGCAAUGACAGAAGACUUAAUUGCUUAUAAUAUUGUGCCUUUGGAUGCUGCGUCUGUUACUAAUGUCAUCAGUUCUUUACCUGAGGUAAGGGCUGCUGUCUCGGCUUUAAACUUCAGAGGUCUCCCGAAGUUGCCUGGUGAUGUUGCUGUACCUCCACAGAGGAAUGCAGAUGUCCUAGACUUUCUGCAGUAUGUUUUUGGGUUCCAGGUGGACAAUGUAAGCAAUCAGCGUGAACAUAUUGUGCUUCUUCUAGCUAAUGCACAAUCCCGAGUUGGCAUUCCUGAAGGGACUGAACCAAAAAUGGAUGAGGGCGCUGUUCAAAAAGUAUUUGGGAAGUCGCUCGAUAAUUACACCAAGUGGUGCAGCUAUUUGGGAAUUCAGACAGCUUUCAACUUGGAUGCACUAAGCAAAGAAAAGAAGCUGCUGUUCGUCUCCUUAUAUUUUUUGAUCUGGGGUGAAGCUGCCAAUGUCAGAUUUCUGCCAGAAUGCAUAUGCUACAUAUUUCAUCAAAUGGUGAUAGAACUCGAUGAGAUAUUGCGGCAGCAGAUUGCUCAGACUGCUAAAAGUUGCAUUUCUGAAAAUGGAGUGUCAUUCCUUGAUCAAGUUAUCUCUCACUUCUAUAAAAUAUUGGCUGCGGAAGCCAUUAGCAAUGACAAUGGACGAGCACCUCAUUCUGCAUGGAGAAAUUAUGAUGAUUUUAAUGAGUAUUUUUGGUCUCGUGAGUGUUUUGAUCUUAGGUGGCCCUUGCAGACUAAUUCCUUAUUCUUUUGCGAGCCCCCAAAAGUCAAAAAGUCUAUGCAUUUGCCUGGAGGGAACAAACGUAGAGGAAAGACCUCUUUUGUGGAGCACAGAACAUUUCUUCAUCUUUACCAUAGUUUCCCACGACUUUGGAUAUUCCUUAUCAUGAUGUUCCAGGGCUUGGCAAUUGUUGCUUUCAAUGAUGGGAAGCUUCGGAUGAAAACGCUGAAAGAAGUUCUCAGUUUGGGUCCUACAUUUGUCAUAAUGAAGUUUUUUGAAAGCGUUUUGGACAUUCUUAUGAUGUUUGGGGCCUAUUCCACAACUCGUCGUUUGGCUAUUACAAGGAUAUUUGUCCGCUUUCUUUGGUUUGGCUGUGCCUCAGUGCUUAUUUCGUAUCUCUACAUAAAGGGCCUUCAGGAGCCAAGUAGAACAAAUGGGACUUCAGCCAUAUUCAAAAUAUACAUCUUUGUUUUGGGCAUAUAUGCAGCAGCACAGUUAUUAGUUAGUUUUCUCAUGCGAAUACCUGCUUGUCGGAAGGUGACCGACCAAUGUGAUCAUUGGCCGGUGAUACGGUUUUUUAAAUGGAUGCAUCAGGAGAGAUACUACGUUGGGCGUGGAAUGUACGAGGGAACAUUUGACUUUCUCAAAUAUAUGACUUUUUGGCUUGUGGUUUUUGGUGCGAAGUUCUCCUUUGCAUACUUUCUCCAGAUCAGGCCCUUGGUGGAACCUACCAAAUUUAUAUCUGGGUUUAAGAUAGUACGGUAUUCGUGGCAUGAUUUAGUCUCUAAAAAUAAUCAUAAUGCUCUGACCAUUGCUAGCUUGUGGGCCCCUGUUUUUACUAUAUAUCUUUUAGAUUUUCACGUGUUCUACACGCUUAUUUCUGCUGUUGUUGGUUUCUUACUUGGAGCUAGAGAUCGACUAGGAGAGAUACGAUCAUUAGAAGCAGUCCAUCAGUUCUUUGAGAAAUUCCCUGAAGCUUUUAUGAGUCGCCUCUAUGCUUCUCCAACUAAAAGGCCUGCCACCGAAGCUACUGAGGUUCGCAUUGAAUUGAAAAAGGCAAAUGCUGCUAAGUUUGCUCCAUUUUGGAAUGAAAUAGUGAGAAAUUUGCGUGAUGAAGAUUAUAUCGCGGACAGAGAGAUGGAAUUACUUUUUAUUCCGAGUAAUACAGGCACUCUUCCCCUGGUUCAAUGGCCUCUCUUCCUUCUUGCUAGCAAGAUAUUUGUGGCUCGAGACAUUGCAGUUGAAAAUAGGGAGACACAAUCUGAUCUCUGGGAAAGAAUCUCAAGGGAUGAUUACAUGAAAUAUGCUGUUGAGGAAUGCUACCACAUUACUAAAUUCAUCUUGCUAGCUGUACUAGAGGGUGUUGGAAGGUUAUGGGUUGAGCGCAUAUUUGAGGAUAUUAGAGAAAGUUUAAUCAAGGGAUCUAUUCAGUCUGAAUUUCAAUUAAGCAAGCUACCUCUUGUGCUAUCCAGAAUUGCUGCAUUGAUGGGAAUAUUGAUACAAGAAAAAACUCCUGAUCUGGCGAAGGGGGUUGUGAAAGCUGUCCAAGACCUCUACGAUAUUGUGCAACACGAUAUCCUCUCAUAUGACAAGAAAGAGCACUACAAUACAUGGAGCAUCUUGGCAAAAGCGAGGACUGAGGGAACCCUUUUCUCUGAGCUGGCCUGGCCGAAUGAUUUGGAAUUGAAGUCACAAGUGAAAAGGUUGCAUCGCUUAUUGACUAUUAAUGAGUCUGCUGCAAAUAUUCCCAAAAACUUAGAGGCCAGGAGGAGGCUUGAGUUUUUCACCAAUUCGUUAUUUAUGAACAUGCCUGUGGCUAGGCCUGUGAGAGGGAUGGUUUCCUUUAGUGUUUUUACUCCGUAUUACUCAGAGGUAGUGCUGUAUAGCAAGGAUGAACUUCAAAAGAAAAAUGAGGAUGGAAUUUCUAUUUUGUUCUACCUCCAAAAGAUAUUUCCAGAUGAGUGGAAGAACUUUCUCUCCCGAAUAGGCAGAGAUGAAAAUGUAUCUGACUCAAGCUUGUUCAGUAAUCCGAAUGAUUUGCUUGAGCUAAGGUUUUGGGCUUCUUACCGUGGGCAAACUUUGGCUAGAACUGUUCGUGGGAUGAUGUACUAUAGGAAAGCACUUGUGCUACAGAGCUAUUUGGAAAGGAAUGCCUCUGGAGAUCCUGAAGAAGCACUGGGUGAGGAUGAUGCAUCAAACACCCAAGGUUUUGAGUUAUCCCGUGAGGCACGGGCUCAGGCAGAUUUGAAGUUUACAUAUGUUGUAACCUGUCAAAUAUAUGGGAAACAGAAAGAACAACAUAAGCCGGAAGCUUCUGAUAUUGCUUUGUUAAUGCAAAGGAAUGAGGCCCUAAGGGUUGCCUUCAUUGAUGAGGUUGAGACAUUAAAGGAUGGCAAAGUUCAAAGGGAAUACUUCUCAAAACUUGUAAAGGCUGAUGUGCACGGGAAAGAUAAGGAAAUUUACUCUGUUAAGCUUCCUGGAAACCCCAAACUUGGGGAGGGGAAGCCAGAAAACCAAAACCAUGCAAUUAUAUUUACUCGUGGAAAUGCGAUGCAGACAAUUGACAUGAAUCAGGAUAAUUAUUUUGAGGAAGCUUUGAAAAUGAGAAAUCUUCUUGAAGAAUUUGAUUCUCCUCAUGGAAUACGUCCGCCAACAAUUCUUGGUGUUCGUGAGCAUGUCUUUACGGGAAGUGUGUCCUCAUUAGCUUCGUUUAUGUCCAACCAAGAGACGAGUUUUGUGACAUUGGGUCAGCGUGUUUUGGCUAGCCCUCUUAAGGUCCGCAUGCAUUAUGGUCAUCCAGAUGUUUUUGAUAGAGUUUUCCAUAUAACGAGAGGUGGUAUCAGCAAGGCAUCACGAGUAAUCAACAUAAGUGAAGAUAUAUAUGCAGGUUUCAACUCAACAUUGCGCCAAGGCAAUGUGACCCAUCAUGAAUACAUUCAGGUUGGCAAAGGGAGAGAUGUUGGGCUAAAUCAAAUUGCUUUAUUUGAAGGAAAAGUGGCUGGUGGGAAUGGUGAACAAGUUCUUAGUAGGGAUGUGUAUAGACUUGGGCAACUCUUUGAUUUCUUCCGCAUGCUUUCCUUCUACUAUACCACAGUUGGCUUUUACUUUUGUACAAUGUUGACUGUGCUGACUGUAUAUAUAUUUCUAUAUGGGAAGAUAUAUUUGGCACUAUCUGGAGUUGGCGAACGUCUUGUGGUUGAAGCUGGUGUGCUACGCAACACUGCUUUGACAGCCGCCCUCAACACGCAGUUCUUGUUCCAGAUUGGUAUCUUUACAGCAGUUCCCAUGAUUUUGGGUUUCAUUUUGGAGCAGGGUUUUUUUAAGGCCAUUGUCAGCUUUCUUACUAUGCAGUUUCAGCUUUGUUCUGUCUUUUUCACAUUUUCCCUUGGUACAAGGACUCACUACUUUGGUCGAACAAUUCUCCAUGGUGGUGCGAGGUAUCAAGCAACUGGAAGAGGGUUUGUCGUGCGUCACAUAAAAUUUGCUGAGAAUUACAGACUGUACUCCCGUAGUCACUUUGUGAAAGCAUUUGAGGUUGCGUUCUUGCUAGUUGUAUACCUUGCAUAUGAAUAUAAUGAAGGUGGUACCUUAGCUUAUAUCCUUCUCACAGUGAGCAGUUGGUACAUGGCACUAUCAUGGCUUUUUGGUCCCUAUCUAUUCAAUCCUUCUGGUUUUGAAUGGAAGAAGGUGGUUGAGGAUUUUGAGGACUGGACGAACUGGCUCUUUUACCGAGGUGGUGUUGGAGUAAAGGGUGAGGAAAGCUGGGAAGCAUGGUGGGAUGAAGAACAGGCUCAUAUCCGUACCUUAAGGGGGAGAAUUCUUGAGACCAUCCUAAGUUUGCGGUUUUUUAUAUUUCAAUAUGGUAUCGUCUACAAGUUGCAUUUAACUGGAAAUAAUACUUCAUUGUCGAUAUAUGGUCUGUCUUGGGCUGUCUUUGCCGUCUUGAUCGUACUUUUCAAGGUGUCAACCUUCAGCCAAAAGGCUACAGUAAAUUUUCAGCUAUUCUUGCGGCUCCUCCAAGGCAUUGCAUUCAUGUUGGCCUUAGCAGGUCUAAGCGUAGCUGUUCGUUUAACGAACCUGUCGCUCCCAGAUGUUUUUGCUUCAAUCCUGGCAUUUGUACCCACUGGCUGGGGCCUCCUCUCUAUUGCUAUAGCGUGGAGGCCAGUGAUGAAGAGGCUACACCUUUGGAAAUCUGUGCGUUCCAUUGCUAGGCUCUACGAUGCUGGGAUGGGAAUGCUAAUAUUUGUGCCCUUGGCCAUGUGUGCAUGGUUUCCAUUCAUAUCCACGUUUCAGACCCGUCUCUUAUUCAAUCAGGCUUUCAGCCGAGGUUUGGAGAUCUCUCUCAUCCUUGCUGGUAACGAUCCCAAUCCUGGGGCUUGAGACCAUGUCUCAUUGUUCCCUGCCUUCUUUCUGUUGUUGAUUGAUCAUUGUUAAUUAUUGUCAUUGUGGUAACUAUAUGUUGACUGGAAUUGAAUUUUGCAGAGUUGGGUUGUUUGUGGCCCUCGUUAUUGGAAAUUGGUUUUGAUGAUUAUUGAUCUAGUCGUGUAUAUAUUGAUGUGCACUUGAAGGGACA